AUGCCUCCGCCUAGCUUCACUUUGAGGUCCCUGCUGGUUGGCCUCGUUAUCGGCGCCCUGAUCACCUUCUCGAAUACCUACUUUGGGCUGCAGACGGGUUGGAUCAGUACAAUGGCCAUGCCUUCAGCAUUGAUCGGGUUUUCGGUAUUCAAAGUCUUUUCGAAAUACCUCUCCUACCCGUUCACGCCCAUCGAGAAUGUCCUGAUUCAGACCGUGGCCGGAGCUGUAGGGACGAUGCCUCUUGGCUGCGGGUUUGUCGGAGUCAUCCCCGCUUUGGAGUUUCUUAUCAGGGACGGAGAAGAUGGGCCGUCGAGUGAUGGCGGUACUGGGGAGGGAGGCCCGUUGAGAAUGAAUUUCUGGAAAUUGGUUCUAUGGAGUCUGGGGGUCUGUUUGUUCGGUGUUGUCUUUGCCGUGCCCCUGAGGAAGGAAGUGAUCGUCCGCGAAAAGCUGAAGUUCCCCAGCGGGACGGCGUCGGCUUUGAUGCUAAGGGUUUUGCAUGGUGGUGGGAAUAGCGAGAAAGAUGCACAAAGAAGCGUUGCUGGCUCGACGCGGGACCAACAAGACGAAGAGCACGCCCAACCCUUGCUGUCACGGGGCGUCGAAGAAAGAGGACCUAUGCCGCAGCAGGUUGCUCAAGAAUCUGAGGAAGUGAAAAGAGACUGGAGGUCAAAAAUGCGUCUCCUAGUCGGCGCAUUUGCGCUGUCUGGCGUUUAUACACUCUUCUCCUACUUCGUGCCCCAAGUCCGCGACAUCCCGAUUUUGGGCGUUACCCUUGCUAGUAAUUGGCUGUGGACACUGAAUCCAUCUCCGGCAUACGUCGGACAAGGAAUUAUUAUGGGGCCCUCGACCUGUAUGCACAUGCUUUUCGGGGCUGCGUUGGGUUGGGGUAUUUUGUCGCCGCUAGCGAAAGCUCGCGGGUGGGCACCGGGCCCGGUGGACAGUUGGGAAGAUGGAAGCAAAGCGUGGAUCGUCUGGGUAUCUUUGGCCAUCAUGCUGGCGGACUCCAUUGUCAGCCUGGGCUGGCUGGUAGUGAAACCUGCUGUUGGGGCUGCACCGAAGAUCAUGAACAGGUUUUUCAAUACCCGAAUUGGACAUUGGGUUGCGUCGAAAAGCCCAACACCGAUUCCAAGCCGCUAUUCCUACCAGUACUCAGCCCUAAGUCCUAUCUCAGAAGAAUCGUCAUCCCCGAGCAAUGGUGCUCAAUCUGGGCUCGAUUCGAAAACCUCCGACGAUGACGAUGCACCUCCAUCUCAACUUAUUUCCAUGCGAACGGUUCUCAUUUUACUUCCGUUGACUCUGAUACUGAAUGUCAUCUGUAUGCACGUCGUCUUUGGCGAUAUCAUAUCACCCCUUCUCUCCAGCCUCGCCACACUUCUCGCCGUUCUCCUGUCAGUCAUGGGCGUUCGCGCCCUAGGCGAGACAGAUCUCAACCCAGUCUCCGGCAUCAGCAAACUGACCCAACUACUUUUCUCUAUCGCAACGCCAUCGUCCCAUUUCUCCCGACGCACGGCGCUCGUCACCAAUCUCCUCGCGGGCGCUGUAUCCGAAUCCGGCGCGCUCCAAGCCGGCGACAUGAUGCAAGACCUAAAAACAGGCCACCUCCUCGGCGCAAGCCCUAAGGCCCAAUUCUACGGCCAAAUUAUCGGUAGCCUUGUCGGUGCUGUCCUUUCUACUGCGGUCUACAAGAUGUACGUCAACGUCUACGAGGUCCCAGGCCCGAUGUUCCAAACACCCACAGCAUACGUCUGGAUAUUCACUGCGCGCCUUGUUACAGGCCAGGGUCUUCCGCCAAUGGCAUGGGAGGCCUCCACAAUUGCCGGUGCACUCUUUGUGGCUAUAACCAUCCUCCGGAUCGUCGCUGUCUCCCCAGUUGCCAACGGCGGCCGACCCUACGGCACUCCAGCCCCUUGGCGAUCUUGGAUUCCUGGCGGUAUUGCAGUCGCCGUUGGCAUAUUCAAUGUGCCCUCGUUCACACUUGCUCGAGCCAUUGGCGGUGUCAUUGCCUGGUGGUGGUCUCGGGGACAUGGCGCUUCAAAUGGUGAACUCAAGCCAGAGACAGAGCCCUCGCAGACAGACGGGUUAACGCAACCAGCGGGGAGUGAUGACAGGCGUUUUAUUACUUCGGGUCGCCAACCUACAUCCGAUGCGGCUACGGACAGAACUGAUGCUGCAGAUGCCGCUGCGUCUAGCGUCGUCGUCUUGGCUUCUGGGUUGAUCCUCGGGGAGGGGAUCAUGAGUAUCGUCAACCUCCUCCUGGCUAGUGGGGAUGUUCCUCAUCUCUAA
Molecule: messenger RNA, 2283 nt
Organism: Aspergillus versicolor CBS 583.65
Lineage: Eukaryota; Fungi; Ascomycota; Eurotiomycetes; Eurotiales; Aspergillaceae
Product: OPT family oligopeptide transporter
Exons: 2
Coding region: 1-2283 (760 amino acids)
Cellular component (GO): fungal-type vacuole membrane
Molecular function (GO): oligopeptide transmembrane transporter activity
Source: RefSeq, a predicted model, not a curated record